This is a messenger RNA of Python bivittatus (Burmese python), 2496 nucleotides long. The record is from RefSeq and is a predicted model, not a curated record. NCBI's taxonomy places the organism in Eukaryota, Metazoa, Chordata, Lepidosauria, Squamata, Pythonidae.
UGCAUUGGAACUUCAUCCAUAUUCUAUUAAACCUCUUCUACGUCGAGCAAUGGCCUAUGAGUCAAUGGAACGAUACCAACAGGCGUAUGUGGAUUAUAAAACAUUAUUGCAAAUAGAUAGUGGAAUCCAGGCUGCAAAUGAUAGUGUUAACAGGAUAACAAGAACUUUAAUAAAUCUGGAUGGCUCAAAUUGGAGGGAGAAGUUACCACCAAUACCUGUUGUCCCAGUUUCUGCUCAGUUACACUGGUGGGAUGGAGACAGCUUUACUUCAGAGUCAAAACAAAAGAAAGCGGCAGUCACUUGCAGAAAUCAACUGUCACAGAUUCCUAGUGAUAAUGCAGAAGAGAAGUUCAAGAUACUUAAGAAUCAAGGAAAUGAAUUUGUGAAAAAGGGUAAAUAUGAAGAAGCAUUAAUGAAAUACAAUGAGUGUAUAAAGCUAAAUUCACAGGAAAAGACUAUCUACACUAACAGGGCUCUUUGUUUCUUGAAGCUGCUUAAGUAUGAAGAAGCCAAAAAGGAUUGUGAUUAUGUUCUUCAGAUAGAUGACACUAAUAUAAAAGCUUUAUACAGAAGAGCUCUAGCAUACAAAGGAUUAGAGAACUAUAAAGCUAGUGUUGAAGAUUUGAAUAAAGUUCUUUUAAUUGAUUCCAGUAUUGGUGAAGCCCAGAAGGAGCUGCACGAAACAACUCAACUAUUUAAACUUAAACAUGAAUUUACAGACAACAGUCAACCAAAGCAAAGGAAAAAAAUUGAAAUCCAAGAGGUAAAUGAACAUGAGGAAGAUGAUGCAGAGACCUGUUCUUCAAGAAAUGCUGCAAUAAACCAUCACAAUGCUAAAGAGGAGUUUGGAGUGACCAUGCCAUUGAACAGCUCAGAAAAGCUAAUCAUUUCUAAGCCAUCAAAUGCCUAUGAAUUUGGGCAGAUAAUCAAUGUUGUGAAUGCCAAUAAGGACAUUGCUGCUUGUGCAGAGCUCUUAGCCAUGGUUGAGCCAAAAGAUUUGCCAGUACUACUAAGCAACAAACUAGAAGUAGAUAUUUUUCUCAUCUUUAUCCAAGCUCUGCAGUCUGAUGUUUUCAGCCAAAACCCUACCCUAGUAUACCAACAUCUUUUCUACCUAAGUAAAACUGAAAGGUUUAAGGUGGUGCGGACACUUCUUGGUAAGAAUGAAACAGAGCCGGUUCAACAGCUACUGGCUUCUCUUUCCAAUGUGCAAAACCAACAAUUUUCUUUGAAUGAUCUUGAGAGCCUUAAGAAAAGCUUUGAACUCUAAAGAGUUUCAUUUUUAAUUACUCCAUACAAAUAUGCCUAGUAUGUAUGCCUGUCUUACACUGAGGGGAGGCAAACAAGAAAUAGUGAGUUUUAUCUGGAUUAUUUAAUAUGCUGCAUAUUUUACAUAUACUUUGAUAACCAGCUCUUUCACCUUGCUGUAUAUGUUUUAUGUUACAAUUGUUUUAUUUAUGGGAGUGUUCCCUUACUCCUUGGCCCCUGCACUUAAAUCAACAAAUGGAUUAGAAGUAGGACUGGGACUCGAACAACUCAUUUAGACAGGAAAGAAGUAAGAAAAAGAAUGAAAAAUGUUCUGUAUUUGCUUGAGGAAGGGAACCCAUGAACCAUGAAGACACAGUCCCUGAAGGCCAAGCAAAUAGUCUAAAAUAUUCCUUUUAUAAAAGGAUAUUAAUCAAAUGAUAUAGUUACAUGAAAAGUGUUCAUAAGGUUAUAUGUAGCCAUUCAUUUGCUGUUUUUGUUUUAUUUUCUUCUAGUAUAGGGGAUUUUUCUAAAGAAAAAUAUUGUUCAAAAACGGUUAUUGACAUUGCAAUGGAGACACAUUUGAAUAAGUCCCAUUAAAUAAGGAAAAGGGGGGCACGUGUUGAAAGCCUUUUAAAGGGCAGCAUGGUGACAGCAUCCUGUUUUUGCUGCUGGAAAAAAUGACCGCCAUACACACCAAACUGCAGCAUAUCUCAGAUUCAAUUUUGUGUUCAUUUGCUGUCCAGGCAAAUUCGUCUGGCUCACAUUGGCUUCGUCUGGCUUUCAAGAAAACGCUGGGUCAUUUCUUGUGUUAGUGCUACAGAAUUAACACGUUGGAGGGUUGUGGAUGUGUACAGCUACAUGAACCCUUUUGCAGCUGGUUGCGACAAGAGAUGUUUGAGGCUCCUGAAUUGCUUCCACUGAAUAUACGAAGAGAGAUUUAUCCUGGGCCAGUGACAUACAUCAGAACAGCAGGGAUGAAGCAAAAUAUAUAAUAAAUGUUUUGAAGCAGUAGAACUAUUAUAUUUUAGACUGGGAACUAAUUUAUUGAUAGUAUGCAACCCAAAUUAUAUUACAGGAACCCUUAUUUGGUACUUCCACUAUUUUGAAUUAGCAUUUUCUUGGAUUAAAAAUUGCAACAAAAAUGUUAAAGAGCUUACUUGAAACUGUUUCCCUUGAAGAACUUUUCUAAUAAGGUAUUGAGCUGAUAUAAAAAUACUUGCAAUGAAUAAAUAUUUUAAAAUAAAGAUA